UAAUGAUGGUUUGAUUAACCGUAUGUGUUCGAGGGGAAUAAACACUAAGGAGGAUCUUCUCUGGAUAUUCUAUCUGUCUGAUGUCUUCAUAUACGUGAAGGGCUGCCGCGUUGAAGAGAAUGUGGACGCAAUUAUUUGGCAUUGUUCUAAAGAGAAAAACUAGGAAGAAAGUGGUGUGAGUUAAAAGGAAAGACACAUUGGAUGACAUUAGGAUACUUUCUGUGGCAGUGGAGCUUUCCUAUAUGGGUCUGUGUGACGUGGGGACAGGUAACCUAUCAGAUCAGCUGGCUUUCCUUGUUAGUGACUCAGCCACAGGCAACACUGUUCCCAUGGGGUGAGUGUCGGGGCAUCUUUCAUUAGUGCGUCAGCUUUACUAAAUAUCCCUUUUGAGUUGGGCACUGAGUCAAGUGUUAAGGGACAAAGUACAAGUAUGUGGCUUGCACCUUCAGUGAGAUCACAGCCAAUGGGAGAAGUCCCUAUGUCUCCUUCACAGAGACAAGAAGACUCCUCACAGGAAACAACCUUUAGGCAGAGACUUGGAGGAUUGGUAGGAGUUUUACCAGGCAGGAAGGUAUUCCAUUUAGAGAGAAUUGUCAGUGCCAAGGUUAGAGGUGGGACAUCAUAACGCAUUCUUGAAAGGCGAAUAUUUUGGGAAUAGGCAUUGCCAGGAAGGCAAGUGUUCGAUCACAAAAGGUCUACAAUGCCUUAUAAGGAGUAUUGGGGCUCAGGCUCCCUCUCCCUGUUGUAUCUUAUACAUCCCAUGUGAGAGCACCAAUCCCACUGCACGGUAGUUGCUGGUGAGUGGGUCUACUGAGGGCAUUGUGAGCUCCUUGAGAAGACAGACCGUGUCUAAGCAUCCUUGUAUCAACCUCCUCUGAGCUUGCCACAGCUUAUAUACCCAGUAAGCCCUACUGAAUGGGAAUAAAGUAAAUGAAAGCAACACAGAUCUCAUGACAUGAUUUACGAAGAGGUUUGGGUUCUUAGAAGUUUCUGAAGCUGCAUUGAGUAUAAUACCGAGAAUUACUUCUGGGAAGCCGUGCCUUCUGCAGGGAAUUUCUGCUAAUGCUAAUAGUAAUUGCUAACAUGUAUUUCGUACCCCAUGCACCAGUGCUGUGCUAAACACUUUACAUGCCUUAUGAUUUCAUUGGCACAACAUCCCUCUGAGGUAUGUAAACACUUUCCCCAUUUAGGAUGUGACAGAACCAGAAUUUGACCCACGUCUGCUGCUGACUCCAGAGCCUGUGGCUUAACCAAUCUCCUAUUUAUCGAACAAAGCAUUUUGCCUUGUGGGGAGGGGGGAACAGAGUUAGAUGCCCUCAGAACUAAGACUGCCUUGUUUGGUUAAAAGAAGUAGAGGUCUUUAGGAUCUUCUUGCUGGUUCUUCCACUUCUCUAGCAGUGGAGAAAGAAGUCCAUGGGAAUAGGACAAGGUUGGAGAAAUUAGAGCCUCGUGGACAGUGGUGGAGACGAUGCAGAUUACAAAGUACCAAGAGGGGAGAGCACCUGCGCUGCCUGACUGAAGUGAACAGAGAGACAGAGAAAGAAGUAGAAAGGCAGAAAAAAUGUCAAAGAUUGGGAGUUUUGAAGGAUUCCAGCCUGUGUCUCUGAAGCAAGAAGGAGAUGACCAACCCUCUGAGACUGACCAACUGUCCACGGAGGAGGGGGACCCAGGCAAGGACCCAGAGCCAAGCCGUAUUUCAAGGCAGCCAAGUGUGACUGAAUCAACACUGUACCCCAAUCCUUAUCACCAACCUUAUGUCUCACGGAAGUACUUCGUUACACGGCCAGGGGCCAUUGAGACUGCCAUGGAAGACUUGAAAGGCCACAUGGCGAAGACUCCUGGAGAGACAAUUCAAGGCUUCUGGCUCUUGACAGAGAUAGAUCAUUGGAACAAUGAGAAGGAGAGGAUUUUGCUGGUCACAGACAAGACUCUCUUGAUCUGCAAAUAUGACUUCAUCAUGCUCAGCUGUGUGCAGUUGCAGCGGAUUCCCCUGAGCGCUGUCUAUCGCAUCUGCCUGGGCAAGUUUGUCUUCCCUGGGAUGUCACUGGACAAGAGACAAGGAGAAGGCCUUAGGAUCUACUGGGGGAGUCUGGAACAGCAGUCCCUCUUAUCUCGCUGGAACCCAUGGUCCACUGAGGUGCCUUAUGCAACCUUCACUGAGCACCCUAUGAAGUACACCAGUGAGAAGUUCCUCGAAAUUUGUAAGUUGUCUGGGUUCACGUCUAAACUUGUUGCAGCUAUCCAGAAUGCCCACAAGAAUUCCACUGGAUCUGGAAGAAGAAAGGGACUGAUGGUGUUAACUGAACCCAUUUUGAUUGAAACCUACAUGGGGCUGAUGUCAUUCAUUGGAAACCGCAACAAACUCGGCUAUUCCCUUGCCCGUGGGAGUAUUGGUUUUUGAGACUCCUUCUGGCAUUAUAAGUAUGCCAUCCACUGAUCUACCUUCAUUGAAGAUUGUUUCAGACCACCAUAUAUUUGGACUGACUUAGUUCCUUUUAAAUACUAUUACAUGGUAUUGAACACUUAGUAUCUUAGGAAAUCUAUAAUCUUGAUUAGACUGAUAGAUGCACACUUCAGACCUCAUAUAAGAACAAUCAAAUUUCCUAACCAGAAAAUAAAUGCUCUUAAGCUUAUCAAAUAA
Molecule: messenger RNA, 2641 nt
Organism: Acinonyx jubatus (cheetah)
Lineage: Eukaryota; Metazoa; Chordata; Mammalia; Carnivora; Felidae
Gene: TPRG1
Product: tumor protein p63 regulated 1
Exons: 6
Coding region: 1562-2401 (279 amino acids)
Cellular component (GO): cytoplasm
Source: RefSeq, a predicted model, not a curated record